Trichomycterus rosablanca is the source of this 4055-nucleotide messenger RNA. RefSeq names its product drebrin-like b (gene dbnlb). The record is from RefSeq and is a predicted model, not a curated record. The transcript has 17 exons. Gene Ontology annotation, biological process: positive regulation of axon extension; neuron projection morphogenesis; postsynaptic actin cytoskeleton organization. Gene Ontology annotation, cellular component: actin filament; lamellipodium; postsynaptic membrane. Gene Ontology annotation, molecular function: actin filament binding. Bases 121 to 1629 code for a protein of 502 amino acids. Lineage: Eukaryota; Metazoa; Chordata; Actinopteri; Siluriformes; Trichomycteridae.
GGAUUGAGUUGAUAAAAGAUUCAUUAUUGAUAUUAUUAUUGUUGUUAUUGCUUUUAAUAAUGUCGGUAAACUUGAGUAAAAACGGUCCUGCACUUACAGCGGCUUAUAAAGAAGUGGUGGAUGAGAAGUCUGAGACUGACUGUGAUGGGAAGAUGCCAAACCUUUAAGAAGAAAACACAACCAUGUGGAGAACUUGUAAAACUCCUCAGAGACAGUGAUUGGAGGGCGUUAUUCACCUAUGAGGGAAACACCAAUGAUAUUCGCCUGGCCAGCAAAGGAGAUGGAGGGCUGGAAGAGCUGGUGGAGGAGCUCAACAGCGGGAAGGUAAUGUACGCUUUCUGCCGGGUGAAGGACCCCAACUCCGGCCUCCCGAAAUACGUCCUCAUCAACUGGACCGGCGAGGGUGUAAAAGAUGCUAGGAAAGGACAGUGUGCCAACCAUGUUAGCUCCAUGGCUAACUUUCUGAAGGGAGCUCACGUGACUAUAAACGCUCGUGCAGAGGAAGAUGUCGAACCCGAGUCUGUCGUGCAGAAAGUGGCUAAAGCUUCAGGAGCAAACUACAGCUUCCACAAAGAGUCCAACCGCUUUCGGGACACGGGCCCACAGGGACCAGUGGGUUCUGUGUAUCAGAAGACCAACGCCAUGUCUGAAAUCAAGAAAGUCAAUAAAGACAACUUCUGGGCCCAGGCAGAGAAAGAUGAAGAGAAGCGUCGCCAGGAGGAGAAGAAGAAGGCAGAUGAGGAGCGGCAGCAUCUGGAGAAGGAGAGGAAGGAUCGGGAGGCUAAAGAGGCUGCUGUGAGGGAGAGGGCGGCUAAAGAAAGAGCCUCUCAAAUCGAGGAGCAGAGGAAGUAUCAGCAGCAGCUUGAGGAGAGUCAAAAACAACAGAAAAAGCAGCAGGAAGACGAGCAGCCGUCUGGACGACCCAAAGGUUUUAAGCGUGCAGAAUCAGUGGAGAAAGCCAAUGAAGCUGCUGCCCUGAUCUCGCAGCGUUCUGUUAACCCCAGGGAAAUGUUCCAACAGAGAGAGAGAGGCGUCAGGUCCAGCGACACAGACAACACACCUUCCAGCCCACAGCCUGGGCGGUUGAAAAGCCCUUUUCUGUCUAAGCAGCCUUAUGAGCCGGAACCUCUUCGCUCUCCUGUACACCAGGCCUCACCUGUACGAGCCGCAGAGCCGAAAGUGGAGCAGUAUCACACUGAGUAUAAGGAACAAGAUACAACUCAAACAGAAUAUGAAGAGCCGAGAGCGGUGCAGUAUCACACUGAGUAUGAGGAACAAGAUGCUGAAGCAGAAUAUGAAGAUGUACAGACAGUGAGUGAUCAGUAUAAUUCUCGUGAGGAACCACAGCAGCAGCAGCAGCAGCAGUAUAAAGCAGAACCAGAGCCAGAUAAUGUUUAUGAUGAUCCACAGCAGGUGGAGGAGGAGAAUGUGUAUGAAGACACAAAGGAUCGUGGCGUUUGUGCUCGUGCGCUUUAUGACUACCAGGCUGCUGAUGACACAGAGAUCUCCUUCGACCCAGACGACAUUAUCACUGGCAUCGAGAUGAUUGAUGAAGGCUGGUGGCGAGGUUAUGGACCAGAUGGGCGUUUUGGAAUGUUCCCAGCCAAUUAUGUGGAGCUUAUGCAGUGAUCAGAUUAAUUUGUCCUGUUUAUAUUGUGUCUCAUAAGGGAACAGGUCUGGUACAUUUAAUUUGACAGAAAGUAUUCAUGGAUCAACGAAAGAAGAAACUCGACUUUUCACUUGUUUUGCUUUUUUUCCUUUUCUUUUUAUGGUUUCUAAGAUUCCAGCAAACAUUCCUUGAAACAGUAAUGCUCUGUUGUACACGUCAGCCUUUUAAAGAGGACCCAGUUUGUAUUGUGUGUUCAUGUGUGAUGCAGGAAAUGAUCUAUUUAAAAAAAAUACCUCAAAGCUGCAGUGUGUAACUUUUCUGGUAAAACAAAACGCUGUUGUGUGUUGACCCAAAGAUCCUAAAGCGCUUUGCAUUUUAAGCUUCUGGAGUGAGUAAUAUUAGCUUGACCCAUAUGUUUGUGUUUGCAGUUUUGCUGCUUUACACCAAUACACAGUGGAUCCGAAACGACAGAUGUGCUUUUUAGAGUGGUGUACUGAUGUACUGGAGAUUUAAUCCAUAAUACCCAACUAAAACACAAACAUACAGUUAAAAAAUAAAAAGACAAGAUUUGCAGUCAGUCGGGAGGCUAAAUUAAAUGGAUUAAAAGGGUUAUUAGAUGAAAUAAGGAUUAACAAUGAAUUUGAGCUUUAAAGUAUUUUUUCUCAUUUGGUGGCCAACAAACUCCCCAUGUUCAAAACCAUGUACAUACAGUGAUUUGUACAUAUUAGAUUAGUUUGGAUCCAGUGGUGUCUCAGUGGUUAAUGUACUGGACUAGUAAACAGAAGCUCGAUGGCUUAAGCUCCACUUUUGCCAGGUUGCCACUGCUGGCGUCCUGUACAAGGCCCUUAUCCUUCAGUUGCUUGGACUGUAAUCAGUCAAAACUGUAAAAAAAAAAACGUCUACUAAAUACUGUAAAUUUUAAUGCUAGUUGCUUGUCCAAUAUCUUAAAGGCUGAAAAGUUACAUAAUGCAGUUUUGAAUGUGUCAUCAGCACUUCUGUCUCAUUCCUGUCCAAACCCUUUUUACUUUGCAGUUGAACGAUCGUUUAGACUCAUUCUGUAGAUUUGAGAAGGUGAAAUAAUCAGAUCUUAGUGUUGUUUAAACCCUGGGUCACAACCCUUGGGUGGGAAAAAAAUGUGUGUCUGUGUGUCAGAGAAAAUUAAUAAUUAAAUAAACGUGUACGCGAACGCCCCCUUGUGGAGGCUUUGUGAUGCAUCUUGUAUAGAGAUAAUAAGAUGCAUUGUGUUGCCUGGGUUGUGUAAAAAAUCAUGGACAAAAUGUGGGUCGCUUAAAAAAAAAAAAGUUUAAAAAAACCUGCGUUUAAAGCAAUAAUUCCGCUUUAAAUACUUAAUGUUUUUUAUUUUUCUGUGCUUUAAAUUCUCACAGAACUAUUAGUAACGGCUGUUCUGUAAAAUGCACAAACGAUUGAGUGCCCGGUGUGACCGUGGCUUUUGAAUUUGCAUUAAGGCCACACAAACUCACAGAGCUGUUGCACACAAGCCACUGACCACGUUACCGUGUUGGCAUACAUGAUGAUAAAACAAAUCCAAUGAGAUGCAGCGUUUGGUCUUGCAGCAUUGCAUUGCAUUGGAGGAGCAGGUGCAGUACAUCCUGUAUGGUGCAAAAACCUAAUGUUAGGGGUAAAAUGUCAGUUGGACGACUUACGCUUCCAUCAUACACGACUGUUAAGUAAACUGCUUGUCCAGAGUGUUUUUCUCUCUGUGAAUCAUAAUGUUGAAAUGAUUUGUCAUAAUAGUCGUAAUAGCUCAUACAGUACAGAUGUAGUAGAUAAAAUAAGGUUAAAAUAUAAAUACUUUAAAGGUUUGCUGCUCAUGUGGCCUGUUGAAUUCCUCCAGCCUUGAUUUUUUUUUUUUUUUUUUUUGCCGUUUCUGCAUCUCUCGGUUCCUGAUCUAAAAUGCCAAGCGCUGGUGGUGAUCUGUGGUGGAAAGAGUGUCUGGAUCUUUAAUGAUGUUGAUGUGCAGCAGUGUAUAUUGCAGAAAAUCGAUGAUGUUAUGAAUAAUAAUCUGUGAUUAAAAUCUGUGGCUACUGUGUUUGUUGGUGCUCGAGGACUUUACCUUGCUGCCUGCUCAGAGAUAUACUGUGAUCUUUUAAGUUUCAGGGAGCCCGAAUCGAAUUCUGUCCUCCUCCUCUCACCUUUAAAUUCUAGAUUGAGUCUGAAUUGGUCCUUGUUUGCUUUUAGAUUAAUUUAUAAGAGCUGUGCAGAGUAAAAAAAAAAAAGUGGCGAAGACCAAACGCUUCCCUGCUGUCUAGGCUGUGCCAAUAGAAAAGCGACUAAGUAAUAAGGAUGUAUUUUAUAUAAUGUAAGCGUGGAUAAAUCAUUAAAGUACCAGCAGGAGCCUGGUUCUUCAGAUCAAUGUAAUUUACUGAUCAGUGUGUGGAAAAAUAGUUUUAAUCAGAAAAAUAAAAUAAAGGAACUUGACUGAAAA